AUGGCACUAAAUCGGUUAGAGCAAGACUUUCAUCAUGAUGAAAACGAGACCAAAGAAGCCGUUAAAAGUAUUGAGUCCGAGAUGGAAGUGACAAAUUCACUUCAUGCAGAACCAGAUGCAAGUAGAUCUACAUUGAAUCUAAUGAAAUCAAGCACAUUCGAUACUAAUAACAAUAUAGACACUGAUGAUUCUUAUAACGAUGAUGACUUUUAUGAUUUGGAUGAUGAUGUUAACGAUCCAGAUUGGACAUUAAAGAGGAAAAGAGAAGAUAACAGUGCAUGUUCUGACAGUGAAUCUGAUAGUGCAGGAAGUCAUACUGAGACUCGAGAGUUGAAUGCACAGACUUACCAAACCCUAUGCAUUGAGAGCAACAUUGAAGGUGCUGUCGGUGUGGAAAGUGAAGAGAACGUAAGAGAGGCUUCUUUUCCUGACAUAAUAGAGCGGGUAGAGGAAGUUGAGACAACUGUAAAUGAAAAUGACCCAGAAUUAGGAUUCAAAGUGAAUACUGUGGAUGAACAAAAGUACAAUGAUCACAUACGUAAGAAAACGGAGGCGGCAGAUUCUAAAAGGAUUGACAAAGAAAAGGCAAUCAACGAAGGCAAACAAAAGAAAUAUGUAGAAUUGAUUGAAGAAUCAAGAGAAAGUGGAGAUGAACCAUACAAGGUGGAGUAUGUUGAUCAUCAUUUCUUCAAGGAUUACUCCAAAUUGCUGUAUUACACAAGUAUAUGGCCUGGGCAUGGUGUAGGAACACCAGUUGUCACGGAUAUACGAGUGCUUAAAUAUACUGUAGAUGGAAACAUACUAUAUAAGCUCAACUACUCAGACAGGGAGUUCUGUGAAUUAAGGAAGCCAAGAAACGCAUCACAUUCAUUUACAGAAUACGUUCCAGCAGCGUAUGUGAAGCCACUGGUCCUGAAAAAGUCCAAGUAUCAGCACCUCCAGCAGAUAAAAUAA
Molecule: messenger RNA, 954 nt
Organism: Mya arenaria
Lineage: Eukaryota; Metazoa; Mollusca; Bivalvia; Myida; Myidae
Product: ring-infected erythrocyte surface antigen-like
Exons: 3
Coding region: 1-954 (317 amino acids)
Source: RefSeq, a predicted model, not a curated record